CCUUGUUCCUAAAAGAAGAGAGACACCACACGCGGCUUGCGACUGGGAGAAAACAAUCUUUUCCGGUUCCUGAUCUACCAGAUCCCCUUUUCUCCCUUUCGUGCCUGGGGAAUUCUGGAGGAAUUCGAUUAAUUCCUUGGCGGUCUUGUUCGACAGGCCACUCGACAAAUAUGUGGACGAUUCGUAAGCCUGCUUCUUCUCGGAGAAUGCGACCAUGCACGUCUUUUUAGCCAGGCCGUUGCAUUAAAGAGUUGCAGGUCCCCCCCCUCUCUUCACCAUUCGGAGCAAUCUACACCUGCAGACGGAAAGCAGCUGUAAUAGCUAUGUGUCCGGAGGAAUGUCGCCCGCUUUCUCGAUCGAGCGGCAGGAAUCCCGUUCGACAGCGGACUCCCGGGGGAGAAGCGGGAAAGAUGCGGAAGGAGACUGGAGGAAAACAGAACUCCCCUUGGCUGAGCUCGCCCUGCAUCCAAUUUCUGCCGCCAAGGACCGCGCGGCAAACAGCAAAGUCGUCGCGGAUUGAUGACCUCAAGGGUAUGCUGACCGGCUCAUUACCUAGGGAGGAAGGAGGUCUUUAUCAAGGCACAUGUGGUGGCCAGGCUCAUAUCGAAUGGCAUCGGCCGCGGGGACGGGGACCGAUAUCCCGGAAAACUUGUAUCGCGAUCAAACCCUUCAACGGAGUCUUUCAGCCGGCGAAGACAGCAUUUCCAUGGCACGCAUGGCUACCGCUUGGCGGCAAGGCGUCGGACGGAUGGCCUUGGCCGUUGGGUGCGGCCGAUGAGCGACAAGGAAAGACCAAGAUGAAUGCGGUCGCGGCGACCCGAGACAUCUUCGUGCUCCGGCGUAAUCGGACGCAUGCGGACGGAUGGCCGUCAAGCUUCAUUCAGUGUGGAGAGUGGACUUGGCAAAGCUCAUCACAUCAUUGCUAUACGUUGAUUUUCGCCAACUGGACCUCUGUCGAAUUCAAGCAGCUGUCACGGAAUGAAGCACGGCAUCUGGCCGAUUGCAGGGCCAAGACGGCCUUUCGCAGAGAUCAGCCGUUGGCAGCGGACAGAUGCAGAAUGGAAAUUGACUGAGGGAUCUUGUCCUUCGUAUCGAACCCAAUGUCUCGGGAUUCUUCUCUGGAGCUGCUUCUCAGCCGCAUCAACAAACUUUGGGAAGGCCCCAGACAUGUCUCAUUUCCUUCAGCCGGGUCAACAUAGCUCGAAGACCUUGGCAGGAGGACACAAAGACAAAGGAAUGCCGUUUUGGUGAUGGAGCACCACAGGCUCACAAUAUCAGAACCAUCUACCUAGAUCGCUUCGAUUGAUCGUCGACCAACGUUCAACAGUAGCUUCUUUGCACGAGGAAGCUUGAGAUCCGCGC
Messenger RNA from Colletotrichum godetiae, 1362 nucleotides. RefSeq lists its product as uncharacterized. The record is from RefSeq and is a predicted model, not a curated record. The transcript has 2 exons. The coding region runs from base 324 to 1073 and encodes 249 amino acids. NCBI's taxonomy places the organism in Eukaryota, Fungi, Ascomycota, Sordariomycetes, Glomerellales, Glomerellaceae.